Messenger RNA from Hemibagrus wyckioides, 5654 nucleotides. It is a transcript of the gene wdr47a, whose product is annotated as WD repeat domain 47a. Gene Ontology annotation, molecular function: protein binding. The transcript is spliced from 15 exons. Lineage: Eukaryota; Metazoa; Chordata; Actinopteri; Siluriformes; Bagridae. The coding region runs from base 405 to 3125 and encodes 906 amino acids. The record is from RefSeq and is a predicted model, not a curated record.
CUCUAAUGUUUGCCUACUGUUUUGGAUAAACUUUCAUUAGGAAACGCCUAAUCGUAAAGGUUAGUUUUUCAACAAUCCUACCGUGGGAAUUUUGGGCAGUAGCUAUUAUAGGAUUUCCAAGAUUUAUCAAGCGUUCUGCAAUCUGACCAAUCAGAAUCGCCGAAACAGAUGUUCCCAGCAUACGUGCAUCUGAUUGGUGGACAACACCGAGGAAGCGUUCGCCUGACAACCAGCGCUCGGGAGGUAACGGCACCGAGACGGCGAAACAACAAGAGAGAUAAACCAUCGCCCUUAUUAACCCCUCAGAUUAAAUACUCAAGUGGAUUAUUGUGUGACAGCCGUAAGAAACAAAAGAUACCGUCUGCAGUUUGCGUAUAUGUAGACUUUAUCAGAAAUCUGCCACCAUGACAGCUGAGGAGACCAUUAACAUAAAGGAGGUCGAGAUCAUUAAGGUGAUUCUGGACUUCUUGAACUCACGGAAGCUGCACAUCAGCAUGCUGGCCCUGGAGAAGGAGAGUGGAGUAAUCAAUGGCCUCUACUCAGAUGAUAUGCUCUUCCUCAGGCAGCUUAUUCUAGAUGGACAGUGGGAUGAGGUGCUGCAGUUUAUUCAGCCUCUGGAGUGUAUGGAGAAGUUUGACAGGAAAAGCAGAUUUCGCUACAUUGUACUUAAACAGAAGUUUCUGGAAGCGCUCUGUGUAAAUAAUGCCAUGUCAGCUGAGGAUGAGCCACAGCAUCUGGAACUCACCAUGCAGGAAGCUGUAAAAUGCCUUCAUGCUUUGGAAGAGUUCUGUCCCUCCAAAGAGGACUACAGCAAACUCUGCCUUCUGCUCACCCUCCCUCGUCUUACAAACCAUGCUGAAUUUAGGGAUUGGAACCCAAGCACAGCACGUGUACGCUGCUUUGAGGAGGCAUGUACCAUGGUGGCUGAGUUCAUUCCCGCUGACCGCAAGUUGAGUGAGGCAGGUUUCCGGGCUGGUGCAGAUCGCCUGUUUCAGCUGCUGGUCAAGGGUGUGCUGUAUGAGUGUUGUGUUGAGUUCUGCCAGAGCAAGGCCACAGGCGAGGAGAUCAGUGAGGCUGAGGUGCUGCUAGGCAUUGAUGUGCUCUGUGGCAAUGGCUGUGAUGAGCCUGACUUGAGUCUUCUGUCAUGGCUUCGGAACCUGGCACCAAACGUCUUCUCUUGUGCCUUUGAGCAAAAAGUGCUCAAUGUGCAUGUGGACCGGGUGGUUAAACCAGUAAGAGCAGCCCAUGCUGACCUGCUCACACCACUUGUCAGCAAACUCUCACCAUGCCCUGCCUCUCCUUUGCGCCGCCCACAGUCAGCUGACACCUACAUGUCACGCUCACUCAACCCAGUACUGGAUGGUCUUGCCUAUGGCCUGUCUGGCCUUGAGAGGAGAGGAGGGACCCGAGCCAGUGAGGUGGGGAAAGCAUCACCCAUGUCACAUUCAUUCGCCAACUUCCAAUACCCUGGGGGGCAGAACCUGAGCCGGAGUCUGAUGAUGGAGGAGUCACAAUGCCAAAGCAUCUUUGAGGAGUCACCUGAGAGCUCCAGAACUGAAACUCCCUCAGAUAAAAUGAUGAGCUUAAGUGGUUCCCAGAACUCUCGCCCAGUCUCUGCGCCAGGUCAGGAUGCCCUAGCACCCACCUCUACAGAGAAGAAUGAGUUGCGUGAGUCAAUGGAGCAGUAUCAGGAGUACUAUAGACAGCGCUUACGUGUACAGCAGCACCUGGAACAGAAGCAGCAACAGAGGCAGCUGUACCAACAGAUGCUGCUGGAGGGUGGAGUCCAGCAGCAGGAGACUUCACCCACUGCCAAGCACAACCUCACUGAAACAUUCCUUAACAGAUCUAUUCAAAAGCUGGAGGAGCUGAAUGUUGGAAUGGAUGAUCUAGGUGAGGAGGUGCAGGCACUCUCUCUGCAGUGUAAUGGUGGAGGUGAGGCAGGAACAACUUCAGGGGGUGCCACAGACACAACACUUCACGAAGAGGAGGCAGGAUUUAGCAACAGCACCCCUCAAAGAAAAAAUGGGCAAGCAGCUGUUCCACCUCCCACUGAGUCCCCCGUGCUACCAAGCAGUGUUCAGAGGGAGAGAGGAGGACAGAGUGAUUCCAGCUUGACACGUACUAAAGCAACAGAGGGAGAUAAGUCGAAGACAAAGUUUGUAGCAGUGAAUACUUUGGAAGACACACAAGCUGUGCGGGCUGUGGCCUUUCACCCAUCAGGGAUGUUCUACGCUGUGGGCUCCAACUCCAAAACACUGCGGGUCUGCGCAUUUCCAGACACAUUUGACACCAGUAGUGCAUGUAAACCCCCAGUGGUGCGCUUUAAGAGAAAUAAACAUCAUAAAGGUUCUAUUUACUGUGUGGCAUGGAGCCCCUGUGGGCAACUUCUGGCCACUGGCUCCAACGACAAGUACGUCAAAGUGCUGCCAUUCAACACUGAAUCCUGCAAUGCCACCGGUCCUGAUCUAGAGUUCAGUAUGCAUGAUGGUACUAUUCGAGACCUGGCCUUCAUGGAAGGGCCUGAGAGUGGAGGAUCCAUUUUAAUCAGUGCUGGAGCAGGAGACUGUAACAUCUAUACUACUGACUGCCAGAGAGGACAGGGGCUCCAUGCUCUCAGUGGACACACAGGCCAUAUAUUGUCACUGUACACAUGGGGAGGCUGGAUGAUUGCAUCUGGUUCACAGGAUAAGACUGUGCGUUUCUGGGACCUACGCAUUCCCAGCUGUGUGAGAGUUGUUGGAACAGCUUUCCAUGGGUCAGGUAGCCCAGUAGCCUCAGUGGCAGUGGAUCCCAGUGGGCGUCUGCUAGCCACAGGUCAGGAAGACAGUGCCUGUAUGCUGUAUGACAUCAGAGGUGGUAGGAUGGUGCAGACAUAUCGACCUCACUUGAGUGAUGUGCGUUCAGUACGUUUCUCUCCUGGAGCGCACUACCUGCUUACUGGCUCCUAUGACACAAAGGUUAUGACCACAGAUCUACAAGGAGACCUGACGAAACAGUUGCCAUUGACCGUAGUAGGAGAGCACAGUGAUAAAGUAAUCCAAUGCAGAUGGCACCCGCAGCACCUCUCCUUCCUCUCCUCAUCGGCUGAUCGCACGGUCACCCUCUGGACACACAACACAUAGACCCAUACCACACAUCUUACUCUACUGACAAAACUCUCCAGUUGGGUGAAACUGUAAAUAGUGUGUGUGUGUGUGUGUGUGUGUGUGUCUCUAUGUGUGUGUGUGUUUAUUACUUUUCUCUUUGCUCUGUGACAGCCUCUCUUUCUCGCCUCUUCUUUCUUGAUGUUACGUGAAUAGUAGCAGUUACAUUGUUUUCACACAAACUACAUGUUUCAGCAGAAUAACAGAUUAACUGUUUUAUUAAUUAAGAAAAGAACAAAACAAGUAAAUAGAUCAAAGUAGGACAGAGUACAGAGCAUUCCCAAAGUAAAUUUGUGAAACAACAUGAAAGUAGUGUAAAAUACAUGAUUUUUAAAACACUAAAAGAUCUCUAUGUUGUAAGAUGCAUACAUAAGAUGUGUUAUGAUGUCAUAUAGGCAAUGAAAAAAAGGCAGCAAAUCUUAUUGUCACUAACACAGAUGGAGGUGGACAUACUGCAUCUUAUCAGAUUUCUUAGAAUUCCACAAGUGUAUUCCAUUUUUGCCUGUAUGCACACAUGUACACCGCACAGAUGGAGAACAAACUUGUGAAUGGAACUCUGAGACUUAUGUCCAAAUGACAUCCCAUUCAUGUCUUCAUCCACAGUUCUCACUUUUGUUUAUUAUAUUUAUCUGUGCAAAAGGCACAGACAAGUUCACCAAGAUGCAGUAUGUUUGUCUUCAUUUUUGUGUGUGUGAUUAUAAGAUCGCACUGAUUCUCAUAAAAUCUGUAAUGCUGAGGAGUAGUAGGAUUAUUUCAUGAAUGACGUGAGGAAGUGUUUGUAAUAGCCCAUGGUCAAUUUAUAAAUGCAGGCUUUUAUAAGCAGUAAAUGCACAUCAUGAAGGAAGAUCGCAUUAUUGGCCAGAUCUAACCCUUGGAACAAAAACAGCUUGUCUACAUCCAAAACUGUGAGACAAUGUUUAUUUUUAUUAUUUGUAAUGUUUCCUCUUUGAAUAUUUAUUGCCCUGCUCUAAGACCAAAACUCCCAACUGUAACUGUCAGACCCAGUUAAGACAUUUGUUAAAAAUGCAAGUGAAACAUACAAUUAAUACAUUCUGAAGUGUUCAAACAUGCCACAGGUACCCUUAUUCUGUCUGAACUGUGUGAAUAGAUGUUCCUGUGUGCUAUGUGUGGUGAUAUUUCGUAUGGUGCCUUGGUUCAUUGGUCAUUUAUAAAGCUUUAUGAUACAGUCAGCCGUUCCAGACAACAAGGUAGUGAAUAAUCGUUAGGAUUUGGGUCAGUUCAGUUCAGUUCAGCAUGUCCAAAUUCACCUCUUCAUUCCAUUUUGGUCUCUUUUAAUGAUUCUUUGUGAAGUCUGGAAAGCUCUGCAUGAACAAAGCUAAAUCAGUCAUAUAAUAUAAUUUAAUAUAUUCAUUCCUUCAUCUCCAAUCACCACUUGAUCAUGAUCAGGGUGGUAGUGGAGCCCAGCCAGAAACACAAUGGAACAUGAGGAGCAUGAGCUUUAGUGGGACAAUAGUCCAUCACAUGACACCAUGUACACCCACAUUCACACCUGGGGCAAUUUUGCAAAGCUAAUCUACCUACUAGCAUGUAUUUGGAAGAUGGUAAAGAGAACAUCCACACAGACUGUAGUUAGAGCACAGAAUGGAACCCAGAAGGGGCCCAGAAGCUUUUAGGAAACAAUGUUGCCUGCUGCACCACUGUGCUGCCCUAAAUAAUCAUGUUUAUUAUUAUUAUUGUUAUUAUUAAUAAUAAUAAUAAUAAUAAUAGUAAUAGUGGACUGACAAUUUUCCUCUAGGUGUGAAUGAGUUGAAUAACUCUUGAUCCAUCUCACCCCUCAUAAUAAUAAUGCUGUGAUGGUAUUAUGGUGCAGCAUGUGUAUGUCUCACAUCUCCAUGUCUGUGUCCUGCAUCAUGUUUCCUAUCUCCUACAAAGUGUUACUUGGAUGGGCUUGUUAAGGGUAACUGGCAGUGAACAGAUUGAAUUGACACUUAAUGUUUUGCUGCUGUGUAUAUUAAAUAGAAAACAGCAUUCAGAAAAAAUAGAAAAUGUAUAUUUUGUGAUUUGACAGUGUUAAAAACAAUUCAGUCUAUGUGCAAGUAGACUUUUAUGCACUAUGCUACUGUUACUGAAUUACUUUCUGUAUGAAUGUAAAUCCUGUGUGUUUUUUCCUAUUGAUUGAAAUGCAGUGCUUUUGCCUGAAAGAUAAGAUCUGUGUGCAUCUUUUGCAAAUGCUUAUAAAAUCAGUUUUUCACCCUGUUCAAAUGUUAGGAUGAUGAAUUUAUGCCAUUUUUAAUUUAUCCUAAAACGUUGAUGCCAUCCUGAUUGUUUUUUUUUUCAGAACUGCACUAAUUUUUUGUAUUUAUUUUAACAUUUUUUGUUAAUGAACCUUGAUCCUACUUGUCAUUGGGACAUAACUGAUGUGACAUAAUAGUACCAUAUUAUGCAAGUACUUUUUUUUCAACUUGAGAACUAAUUUCAUUCAUAUUUUCUGGAAAAACAAAUGUCUGCUGCUGUAGAGUGAAAAUAAAGGCUUCUUUGUCACUUUCA